AUGGGAGCCUCGAUAUCCAAGAUGAUGGCCAAGGUCUUCGGAUCCAAGGAGAUGCGCCUGUUGAUGCUGGGUCUCGACGCCGCUGGAAAGACCACUAUCCUAUACAAGCUCAAGCUCGACCAAGACGUAACCACCAUCCCCACCGUCGGCUUCAACGUCGAGACCGUCACAUACAAGAACACCAAGUUCAACGUAUGGGAUGUCGGUGGCCAGGACAAGAUCCGUCCGCUAUGGAGACACUACUUCUCUGGUAUGUUGGCGCGUGGGGGCACCGUUCCGGGUAGGCGAGUUGACAUGUGUACCCAGGGUCUCAUCUUCGUUAUCGACUCCAACGACCGCGCCCGUAUCGACGAGGCCAAGACGGAACUCACAAGGAUUAUCCAAGAUAGAGAAAUGAAGGAUGCGCUGCUGUUGGUAUUCGCGAACAAGCAGGAUCUCAGCGGAGCUAUGCGACCAAAGGAAGUCUCAGACCGUCUGCAAUUAGACAAGAUCGCCAAAGACCACGUAUGGAAGGUCGAGCCCAGCUGCGCGACAACAGGAGAGGGUAUCUUCGAGGGACUGGCCUGGCUUUCCAACAACGUCAAGCUACCACCAGGCGCCAAGUAG
This is a messenger RNA of Alternaria alternata, 606 nucleotides long. RefSeq names its product ARF/SAR superfamily. Lineage: Eukaryota; Fungi; Ascomycota; Dothideomycetes; Pleosporales; Pleosporaceae. The record is from RefSeq and is a predicted model, not a curated record. Gene Ontology annotation, biological process: vesicle-mediated transport; intracellular protein transport. Gene Ontology annotation, molecular function: GTPase activity; GTP binding. The transcript has 5 exons. The coding region runs from base 1 to 606 and encodes 201 amino acids. Gene Ontology annotation, cellular component: cytoplasm.